AUGGAUUCUUCUAAAACUACCGAUGCAGCAAGUAGCCAAUCAAAACCUGAACACAUAAAUAAAGCAAUAAAAAAAGAUGUUGAUAAAGUAGUUGAUAAAUAUGAUAUUGAAGAGGUAACUGGUCAAUGUGACGCAGCUUCGAAUAAAACUGUAUCUUAUUGUCGAUGUUGGAAAUCAAAAAAGUUUCCACUGUGUGAUGGUUCUCAUAACACGUGGAAUAAAGAAACAGGUGACAAUGUUGGCCCACUUGUUCUUACAAAAAAACAGUAA
Rotaria socialis is the source of this 270-nucleotide messenger RNA. Lineage: Eukaryota; Metazoa; Rotifera; Eurotatoria; Philodinida; Philodinidae. The record is from the annotation of a GenBank genome assembly.